UUUUUGACAGUCAAGAGAAAACAAAAAUAAAAAUACCUACUACAAUUUUCUUCAUGUGAGAUACUGUGCUUCGUUCGAUUUCUUGGAUUUUUAACGAAAUUGAUCGCGUUUUCUUAUAAAAACAAUUGAUUCAAAGGCUUCUUUCUAUACAUGGUGCAUCAUUAUCGUCAGAUCGUUGUGAACGUGACAUAUUGGCGACGAAUUAUGUUGAAAAACAAGUGUGACGUCACAAUUUUUAUCAGCUGAGGAGUCGGAUAGUGCAAAGAAAGGUCGGAACAAAACAAACAAUAUGGGAGGCGCCGUGAGCUCGGGCAGGGAUAAUAACGAGUUGAUCGACAACCUAGUGAGCAGCAACUACAUCCGGUCACGGGAUGUGGAGCGAGUGUUCAGGGCGGUGGACCGCGCGGAUUACAUGACGCGGGAUGCACGGGACCAGGCCUACAAAGACCUGGCGUGGCGGCACGGCCCACUGCACCUCUCCGCGCCCUGCAUCUACAGUGAAGUGAUGGAAGGUCUGGAGCUGUCUGCAGGGCUGUCUUUCCUGAAUGUGGGCUCAGGUACAGGAUACCUCAGCACCCUGGUGGGGUUGAUCCUGGGCUCCAGCGGCAUCAGUCAUGGGGUGGAAGUGCACCCCACGGUGAUCGAAUAUGCUAACAAAAGGCUCGGACAGUUCAUAGAAAACUCUCCAGUUUUGGAUGAGUUUGAUUUUUGUGACCCUAAGUAUUAUCAAGGCAACGGACUGUGCAUAGCACCAUUGGGGGCACCCUACGACCGCGUCUACUGCGGUGCCGGCUGCCCAGAGGAGUACCAGAAUUACUUCAAACAACUCAUCAAGGUGGGUGGUAUCCUAGUGAUGCCGCUGAACGACAACCUAGUCCAGGUAAAGAGAGUCGGCGAGUCCGAGUGGACAUCGCGCAGCGUCCUCAACGUUUCGUUCGCGACGCUGCGCGUGCCCACUAAGGAGGAGGCUGGGGAUCUUAUUAGAUUGGAAGAGCAGUGCCCGGCGCGUCUCCAAACCCUCUGCCGCGGCAUGGUGCGCGCGGCGCUGCGCGGCGGCGUGUGGCGGCGCCACCCCGAGCUGCGCGCGCCGCCGCCGCGCCCGCCGCCCGCCAAGAAGCCGUGCCCGAGGCGGAUCUGUAUACCCAUUGAGGACGAGAGUGAUGUUGAGGGCUUAAAUGCACUACACGACCUGGAUCGCAACGGCGGCGCGGGCGAGAUGAACGCCUUACUAUCCUUAGUGCUGAGCAUGGGCCCGUCCCGUGUGGCCGGCGCCUUACGGUUCGACGCGCCGUCCGACGAUACGUCUGAUGACAACCCUGAUGACUCCACCGACCAGCGGGCCGACGACGCUAGCCCGCCCCGCUCGCCCGGCUCGCCGCGCAGCGUUUCCGAGCCGGAGUCGGGGGCGGGGGCGGGGGCGAGGGCGGGGGCGGGGGCGGUGGCGAGGGCGGGUGCGGGUGCGGGGGCGGGGGGCGCGCGCUCGCGCUCGUGGGGCCGCGCCGAGCGCCGCCCCUGCCGCGGCAUGCUCACCUUCGAGCUCCGGGACGAGGAGAGGCCCAGGACUGCAGCCGAUGACGCUGCCCCUGAACCGGAACCAGUCCCAUCAGCCAGCAGAACAGAGUCCACCUCAGCAGCUGACAAAACACUCGACAAAGACAGCACGCCCGAACGCGACACGAGAAGCGACGGCGACAUAGACAGGACACGCGACAGGAGCCAGACGCGCGACAGUGACAGGACCAGGACUGAGAGGAGGGAUAGGCGUAGACGACGCAGGGACGGGCACAGCGAUGAUGAGCAGGAUGAAAUGCCGGCUGAGGUCGAGAUAUACUUGGGAAAGAUGGGUGGUAGUGAAGCCACGACAUCCCGGGAGAUGGACUGGGAUGCGGACGAGGAGGAGGUCGAGGACGACGAACCGGAGGAGGACACCGAGACCGAGCAUGCGAGCCUCGAAGCCGACGGCGAGGCCGAGGCCGGCUCGUCGGGCAGUGCCGACAAACCGCCGAGGCAGAAGCUAGACAGCGGUAUCGGUGAAAUGACGCCUUCAGCGGAUUCCUCCCCGAUCAGCACGGGCUACGAGGCCGGCAGCUCGCGCCGCUCCGGGCAGGACUCCGACGCCGGCUCCAGGACCGCAGGCCGCCGCCGCCGCCAAAAGCGCCACUUCACGCGGCGCUCCUCGGGCUCCGGCGACUCCGGCACGUCGGACUCCUCCGGCGCCCGCCGGCACAAGCGCCGCGCCUCGGACGGAGGCGACGCCCGGCGCGUGCGGCUCUCUAUACUUAUGAAGAGGUCCGUUAAGGAGUUACCGCUGCCAUAUGCGCUUAAGAAGUAUGUCAAUCUAGGGCGGUGCUUUGAAUUUUAGGUCUCUUUACUGGAAAUAUGCUAGAUGUUAUGCUAAGAAAGUUCUCAGCCAGUUAAGUCACUACCGAAUACCACUAUCUUCAGGAAAAUUACUAAAUCAGAGCGAUAUAACUCGUAACAUUGUUAAGAUAUAGCCUCGUGAAAGUCAGCUGUCGCUCCGGUGACGGCACGGGCUCGCCGACGGGUCGUCGUCACAAGCGACGCGCUUCGGACGGAGCACACGACGACGAGGUCAGUUAAGGGUCUACCGCUGCCGUAUGCGCUUAAGAAAUACGUUAAUCUUGGGCGUUGCUUCGACUUUGGUCUACUGAAAACACGCUCGAUCCAUUAGAUGUUAUGCUAGGAGCUAAGAAAGUUCUCAGCCGCUGUUUUGAGUUAUCACUACAAAAAAAAAUACCACUAUCUUCAGAGAAAAGUACUAAAUCAAGAGUUUUUCUCGUAAAGUUGUUAAAUGUGUAUAAUGUAGACUCGUCAACGUCAGCUGCCGCUCCGGUAGAUUAUUUCAUUCGAUCCCGCAAUUUUUCGAAAUAUAAGCAACGAUUUGUAAAAAUGAUAUAAUCGAGUAACUAAACUAUUAAGCGUCACUUGCACCAUCCCACUAACCCGGGGUUAACCGGUUAAACCGACCCAGUGUCAAAUUGUACUGGUAACCAACCUCCAGAUUUAACCGGUUAACCCCGGGUUAGUGAAUGGUGCAAGUGACCCUAAGUGUAACAAUAAAAUUAGCUCAGUAAAGUAAUUCUUUCGUUAAUGUGAUCAUGUCGCAACUCGGAAUGCCUGUAUAAAGUUACUGUACUGCUUAUAUUUCUAUUGUGUCAGUACUGACUGGUUGUUCCGGACGCUCCAUACGACAUACGACUUUAAACCAUUGUAAGAGAGUUGAAUUUUGCUUGUACGGAACGUCUGAAGCUCAAUGUUUGGCGGGUAUCACACUGGAUGCGAUUCGCACGUCGCUCCGAUGUUUGAGAGAGAAAACGCUAUGCGCGUAUUAUAGCGACAUCUCGCUCGCACAUCGCAGUGUCGCAUCCACGUAACCGCCUUAGUCAUUUAUUUUUUGAAUUAGCGCUGUAUAAGUCGUAUUAAAUUGAACGUUAUUUUAUAAUAUUAAGGUCUGUUUUUCAAGGCUAACGAAGAAAUGUUAUUCAAAAUCAACUAUUAAUUGAAUGUGGCCGUUGUAAUUAUAAUUUUGUAUAUUAUUAUUUUUAUAUUUUGUUUUGUGUCACAUUUGAAAGUAGGGGAUUGUUUAAUGUGUCUAGUCUAGGUUAGGUGUAAAGGUCUUUCUUUCUAAGAUGGUUUUUCGAAAAAAAGUAAAUGGUACCAUUUUUUUCUGAAAACCCCCUUAUUGUUGUAAUUAUAUUAACUGUCAUGUCUUGCAUGUAAUGGGGUUGGCCGGUCGAAAUAAUUAGCAGAUGGCGCCAGCAUAGCUUGCCCUGUCAGUCCCUAGAAUUGUGUCAAAUUUUUGUUUUUUUAAUGCCCUGGAUGCCAGCCCUUUAAGCUAAAUCUCAUAGAAAAAGGAGCAAGCUAUGAUGGCGUCAUCUCUGCAAAUCUUUGACAGUUGCCAACCGCAUUAACAUGGAGACUAUAUAAAGGAGCCAAAUCUCUAUGUAUGAAAAGUGUCCAUCAAAAAACAGUAAUUAGGCGGCGCCACAAUACACCGAAAUACUACCAAAAACAACCUACGUAAUUUGGUCGGGUUAUUUGUUGCCUUAUAUGGUUCAUGUUAUACUCAUGUCCCAGAGCCUAACUAGCGCCACCGGAGAGAUUAGGAACUAUUAUUUAAAGCUGAAAGCGGUCACUUUUGCAACAAUUCUGCCAUAAGAGAUUGGCAUCCUUUCUAUACCAUCCAUACCCAUUAAAGGUGAAUUGUGGGAAAGAAAACUUUUGUGUUUAUGAUUUUUUACCGUUAUACAGUGAAAAAUUAAAUGACAUUUAAAUUUAAUUAUUAAGUUAAAUGUCAUCGCUAGUAAAGUGUAAAUCAAUAAAUUGUUGUGAUGUGCAGGCUUUACGGGCAAGCUUCGUGUUUUGUGCAUUAGAGAAAGGGUAAGCAAUCUUGAUGUGUUUUUUUUUUAUUGAAAAACACUUGAAAAAUAAUUCACAGCAAAUAUGUAAUUAUAUAGCAUACUAGCUUUUGUACGCGACUUCGUCUGCUUGGAAUUAGUAAUUUGGGUACCUUAAUUUUUAAACAAAUCUGCUUUUUAAUCCAUCCUUUUUCACCCCCAAAUUGGUCCACACUAUACAUUUCCACCCCAUUUUUUACACCCUUAAGGGAUGAUUUCGGGGAUAAAAGUUAUUCUAUAUCAUUUCCCACAGCUCAAAGUAUCCCCAUACCAAGUUUCAUCUAAAUCGGUUCAGCGGUUAUUGAUUCCCCAUACAAAUUUCCACCCCCCUUUUCACCCCCUUGAGGGGUGAGUCCUGGGAUAAAAAGUAUCCUAUGUCCUUCCCCGGGACUCAAACUAUCUGUAUACCAAAUUUCAACUAAAUCGGUUCAGCGGUUUAAGCGUGAAGAGGUAACACACAGACAGACAGACAGACAGACUUUCGCAUUUAUAAUAUUAGUAUGGAUAUGAUUAUUUACAUUAUUUUGGUUUCAUGAGUAAUAAUUACUGAUUUUAAAGCGGGUUUCAAUAAAAACACACGUGAAGAUUGUUUACCCUUUUUCUAAUGCUAAAAAGAAUGAAGUAACCUAACCUAACCUAAGACGAGGUAGUCAGGCGAUCAUUAUUUGUAUGUACUAUGCGACUUACUUGAAGAAAUAUUCAAAUACUUAAAAAAUACUUGAGGCUCGAUGUACACAUUGAUUAGUGUUAAGUAACUUAACACACACUUAACACUAAUCGAUAUCAUAGAGUAACUUAUACUAGAGCGGUACUGUCAUAGUAAAUUUUGUAACCCCAGUAAAUUCACUGCCAUCUGUCGACAUACUUUAAAACUAAAAAUGAAGAUUUAUAAAAAUACGUUAAAAUGUAUUUAAAUAUGGAUAAAUGAUUUUUUUAUUUGCAUUAAUUAUUUUUAUAUGAUUUUGACCCAUGUUUUUUCAAUGCUAUGCGUUAAAAUUAUAAAUAACAAACGAAACCGUCAUCGCCCUCUAUACGAGAGGCCAAAACUAGUGGCGCCAUCUGAUCGAGAAUCAAAUUUUCUUGAUUUUCGAGGCACGUUUUUUCCUUAGACUGUAUCCAUCUAUUACGGAGUUAUAUCUAUCUUUGGUGUUAACAAUAAUUAAUGUGUACAUCGGGACUUACAUUUUGAUUAUUUUUUUGACGGAUGUCAGUAGGAAUAUGACGAAUAAUAAUUGCUUUUUCAGGUCCAAUUCAGCACGAAAGAGAUGCAGCUAUUUGAUAUAAUAAGAUAGUAGUAUUCAUUAAAUUUUAUCAGAUAGCUGCGUCUUUGUCUGCUAUGAAAAUGGCCUUUUAGACUGAAUGUGUUAUAUUGUAUCGAGGUUUAUACUUAUGUCCAGAGUUGUUAAUAGUAGAAGAGGUGUAAAAUGUAAGAUAAAUUAUUACCUCAGAUAUGACAGCUAAAGUAGAUGUCCUUGCGGUAUAACUUUAGUUGUUAACUUGACGUUAGACAAUCCAGCUACAGAUGUAGUGCAUAAUUUUCCAUCGUAUUUUCUCGGAAGUUCAUAUUUGUCAUGCUACUUCAGUCAAACUCAGUACUUAUUGUACCGAGACUGACUGAAAUGGCAAGACACGUUCGUACGUUUCCGUGAAAAUACGAUGGAAAAUACUGCAGGUCCCAUAUUGGGAUACCCUCCUACAAUUUAGGAGGGAAUUAAAUCUUCUCGGGUCCGUGGUGUAGGGUUGGAGCCGGCGUAGUUUUUAUCGCGUAUAUAUAUAUAUAUAUCUACUUGAAAAUAAUUGUAGUGUAUAACUAGCCUUAUGAACCGAUUUUGCAUGUACAACCAGCCUUAAAGUUUAUAGUCUAUGAUUGUUCAUUAUUUUAGUAUGUGGGUAUUUUUGCACUUUGUAAUUUUUCCUCAGUCACCCGUUGACCACGAACGCUGUAAAGGGUUCGAAACGUCGGGAUGUAUUAUAAAUUCAAUAUACGCGAUAUAUCCGUUUUCAUAGUUUUAUUUCAUGAGUAACUAUCGCGGUAACCGUAGACAAUAUUACGAUGGAAAAUAAUUAUGCCUACAUAUGUAGUGCAGUACAGCUCCAUCUAGUUGGGCUGUCAAACUCAAGAUUCUUUAGAUUUUACACUUGUUCUACUGUUUAUAACUCUUUUUAUGUCUGCGCGCGAGCGUUAUAAUGUUGACUUUAGUUCUGUAAUUGUAAGGUUUAAUAAAAAAUAAAAAGUUCCAAUUUCA
Cydia strobilella is the source of this 6664-nucleotide messenger RNA. RefSeq lists its product as uncharacterized. The coding region runs from base 290 to 2362 and encodes 690 amino acids. The record is from RefSeq and is a predicted model, not a curated record. Lineage: Eukaryota; Metazoa; Arthropoda; Insecta; Lepidoptera; Tortricidae. Gene Ontology annotation, cellular component: cytoplasm. The transcript has 11 exons. Gene Ontology annotation, molecular function: protein-L-isoaspartate (D-aspartate) O-methyltransferase activity. Gene Ontology annotation, biological process: protein modification process.